AUGGGGGGCAAGACCAGCAACAAGGCGGCCUAUUUCGAUAAGCUCAAGGGGCUCCUUGAAGAGUACAAGUCUAUCUUCAUCGUUACGGUCGACAAUGUCAGCUCUCAACAAAUGCAUAAGAUCCGUAAGAGUCUGAGGUCCGAGGGAGAAGUUCAAGGGGUAGUGCUCAUGGGCAAAAAUACCAUGGUACGAAGAGCUAUUAAAGGCUUCAUCAACGACUUCCCGGAGUACGAACGUCUGCUUCCCCACGUCAAAGGGAACGUUGGUUUCAUCUUCACCAAUGCGGACCUCAAUAAGACUCGUGAUGUAAUUCUCGCCGAGAAGGUCGCGGCUCCUGCUAGAGCCGGCGCUAUCGCUCCUUUGGAUGUUUUUGUGCCUGCAGGAAAUACUGGAAUGGAACCCGGCAAAACAUCUUUCUUCCAAGCUCUUGGUGUUCCAACAAAGAUUGCACGUGGUACGAUUGAAAUCACAACGGACUUGAAGCUUGUCGAGGCAGGGACCAAAGUCGGAGCGUCCGAGGCUACACUACUGAACAUGCUCAACAUCUCGCCCUUCACUUACGGCAUGAGCAUUUCACAGGUUUAUGACGGCGGCCAGACUUUCGCUCCCUCUGUGCUCGACAUCAAAGAGGAGCAAUUGUUCAAGGCGCUCAACUCCGCCAUCGCAACCAUUACCCAGAUCUCCCUUGCCGCAAAUUACCCUACGCUACCAUCCAUCAUGCACAGCUUCAUGAACAGCUACAAGAAUGUUCUGGCGGUCGCCGUCGAAACGGACUAUAGCUGGGAAGGAAUCAGCGAUCUGAAAGACCGUAUUGCCAACCCUGAUGCCUACGCAGCCGCAGCACCUGCCCAGACCACUGGAGAUGAGCCUGACAAGCCUGUUGAUGUUGCGGACGAAAAAGCUGAUGAGCCUGAGGAGGAGGAGAGUGGUGACGAAGGAUUUGGAGGUCUUUUCGACUAG
Messenger RNA from Letharia columbiana, 960 nucleotides. RefSeq lists its product as uncharacterized. Gene Ontology annotation, cellular component: cytosolic large ribosomal subunit. The transcript has 6 exons. The coding region runs from base 1 to 960 and encodes 319 amino acids. Gene Ontology annotation, biological process: ribosome biogenesis; cytoplasmic translation; ribosomal large subunit assembly. The record is from RefSeq and is a predicted model, not a curated record. Gene Ontology annotation, molecular function: large ribosomal subunit rRNA binding; structural constituent of ribosome. Lineage: Eukaryota; Fungi; Ascomycota; Lecanoromycetes; Lecanorales; Parmeliaceae.